CCUCCGGCCGCGCGUCGGGCAUCGCCCACACGCCCAGUGCAGGGUGUCUCGCGCCUCCACGCACCCCUCCUUCACCUCCGUUUUCUUCUAGAACCCAGGCCCCGCCCGUUUCCCGCCUCCCAGGCUUGGUUCGCGCCGGCCCCCGCCCGCCCCUCUCUGCCCCUCCUGCUUCUCUGCUGAAGGCGGAGGCUCCAUGUUGUCCCCUCAGCGAGCGGUAGCGGCUGCCUCGAGAGGAGCAGGUGAUGCCAUGGAGAGCAGAAAGCCUGGUCCAGUGCAAGUUGUUUUGGUUCACAAAGAGCAGCAUUCCUUUGAGCUAGAAGAGAAAGCGUUGGCUAGCAUCCUUCUGCAGGACCACGUCCGAGAUCUUGAUGUGGUGGUUGUGUCAGUGGCUGGUGCCUUCCGAAAGGGCAAGUCCUUCAUUCUGGACUUUAUGCUACGAUACUUAUAUUCUCAGAAGGAAGGUGGCCAUUCAAAUUGGUUGGGUGACCCAGAAGAACCAUUAACAGGAUUUUCAUGGCGAGGAGGCUCUGACCCAGAAACCACUGGGAUUCAGAUCUGGAGUGAUGUUUUCAUUGUGGAGAAACCAGGUGGGAAGAAGGUUGCAGUUGUUUUGAUGGAUACACAGGGAGCAUUUGACAGCCAGUCAACUGUGAAGGAUUGUGCUACCAUUUUUGCUUUAAGCACCAUGACUAGUUCUGUUCAGAUUUACAAUUUGUCCCAGAACAUUCAGGAAGAUGAUCUUCAACAGCUGCAGCUCUUCACAGAAUAUGGUCGUCUGGCAAUGGAUGAAAUUUUCCAAAAACCCUUUCAGACACUGAUGUUUUUAAUUCGAGACUGGAGUUUCCCCUAUGAAUACAGCUAUGGACUGCAAGGAGGAAUGGCAUUUUUGGAUAAGCGUUUACAGGUGAAGGAACAUCAACAUGAAGAAAUUCAGAAUGUCCGAAAUCAUAUCCACUCAUGUUUCUCCGAUGUUACCUGUUUUCUCUUACCACAUCCAGGACUACAGGUGGCCACAAGCCCUGACUUUGAUGGGAAAUUGCAAGAUAUUGCUGGUGAAUUCAAAGAGCAGUUGCAGGCACUGAUACCAUUUGUAUUAAAUCCAUCUAAGUUAAUGGAAAAGGAGAUUAAUGGCUCAAAAGUCACUUGCCGCGGACUGUUGGAAUAUUUCAAGGCAUAUAUUAAAAUUUAUCAAGGAGAAGAUCUGCCUCACCCCAAAUCCAUGCUUCAGGCUACCGCUGAAGCCAAUAAUUUAGCAGCUGCAGCCUCUGCCAAGGACAUUUAUUAUAACAGCAUGGAAGAGGUUUGUGGGGGAGAGAAACCUUAUUUGUCUCCUGAUAUUUUAGAGGAGAAGCACUGUGAAUUCAGACAACUGGCUCUGGACCAGUUUAAGAAGACCAAGAAGAUGGGUGGGAAGGAUUUCAGCUUUCGCUACCAGCAAGAGCUGGAGGCAGAAAUCAAGGAACUCUAUGAAAACUUCUGCAAGCACAAUGGUAGCAAGAACGUCUUCAGCACCUUCCGAACCCCUGCAGUGCUCUUCACGGCCAUUGUGGUUUUGUACAUAGCCUCAGGCCUCACUGGCUUCAUUGGUCUUGAAGUUGUGGCCCAACUGUUCAACUGUAUGGUUGGACUGUUGUUAAUAGCGCUCCUCACCUGGGGGUACAUCAGGUAUUCCGGUCAAUAUCGAGAGCUGGGCGGAGCUAUUGAUUUUUGUGCAGCAUAUGUGUUAGAGCAGGCUUCUUCUCAUAUUGGUAAUUCUACUCAGGCUGCUGUGAGGGAUGCAGUUGUUGGGAGACCACCUGUGGAUAAAAAAGCUCAAUAGCAUCUUAACAGGAGGAUCCAGCAGGAGCCCAACCAGCCCCUGGAUUCCUGAAUCUCUGCAUGGCUCUGGGUCCAAGUCCAGAGGAAGGGCUGAUCUGAGACCAUCUGGCAAGAGCUGCAACAGGGAACUGCAAUAAAUGAACUGACCUCUUCUGUGGUUUCAGAUUCUUUAAACACAUUUCCAUUUCUGUUGGAAGCAUUCCUUUUCCUUGCUCUUAGAUCCAAGCCCGUGUCUGUCUUAUUCUCUGCUUUAUGCACUUUAUUGGGGGAUGGGGAAAGCUAAAGAAAAAAGUGGAAAUGCAGCUUUUAAGUCUUUUAUGUGUCACUUUAGUGCCUUUUAAGAUUGAAUCCAUGCUUUUGUGGACACAAAAGGGAAGAGAUGGAGGAUAACCUCAUGAAGUGUGCUCUUGUGGGUGAAACUCGUCAGUUCUUAUAGACCUUACUCUUUUGAGAAGGUUUCCUUUUUUAAAAAGUUUACAAAACUUUGAGAAGCUUCAGAACUAAAGACUAACUGAAAAUGAUGCCAUUAACCUUUUGAAAUCUUAUAAUUUUAAGAUUCUGUUUGCCAUAUGCUAUGGGAAAAUCAUAUAUUUAAAUAUACCAUACUUUGGAAUAUAAGGUCUUUUAUCUGAUAGGUUGGAGUUUUGUUGAACCUA
Messenger RNA from Sciurus carolinensis (gray squirrel), 2474 nucleotides. RefSeq names its product atlastin GTPase 3 (gene Atl3). The coding region runs from base 194 to 1819 and encodes 541 amino acids. Lineage: Eukaryota; Metazoa; Chordata; Mammalia; Rodentia; Sciuridae. The transcript is spliced from 13 exons. Gene Ontology annotation, biological process: protein homooligomerization; endoplasmic reticulum organization. The record is from RefSeq and is a predicted model, not a curated record. Gene Ontology annotation, molecular function: GTP binding; GTPase activity.